Tauraco erythrolophus (red-crested turaco) is the source of this 1024-nucleotide messenger RNA. Lineage: Eukaryota; Metazoa; Chordata; Aves; Musophagiformes; Musophagidae. The record is from RefSeq and is a predicted model, not a curated record.
AUGUCCGUAGAAGAACAAUUUAUGAGUACCACAGGGUGGAGCUACAGAUGUCAAAGAUUACCAAUCUCUCAGCUGUUGAAAUGAUACCGCUUCCAACUUGUCUCCAGUUCACGAGCUGUGGUCCCUGUGUCACUGCCCAGAUUGGUUUCAACUGCAGCUGGUGCAGUAAACUCCAAAGAUGCUCCAGUGGAUUUGACCGUCACCGGCAAGAUUGGGUAGACAGUGGCUGCCCUGAAGAGUCAAAAGAUAAGAUUUGUGAGAAGAAUAUAGACACAACUGAAACACCUCCAUACUCUACCAGCACACUUCUGCCAACCACCACAAAGUUCAGAGUUUUAACGACCACCAGAGGAUCUACCACUUCCCACCUGCCAACUAGCCUGCCCACAGAAGAUGACACCAAGAUAGCACUGCACCUAAAAGACAACGGAGCUUCCACAGAUGACAGUGCAGCAGAGAAGAAAGGUGGAACGCUUCAUGCCGGCUUAAUUGUUGGUAUUCUAGUCCUGGUCCUCAUUGUGGCUGCAGCCAUCCUCGUGACUGUCUACAUGUAUCAUCAUCCAACAUCAGCGGCUAGUCUCUUCUUUAUAGAGCGACGUCCAAGCAGAUGGCCAGCAAUGAAAUUCAGAAGAGGGUCUGGACAUCCUGCCUAUGCUGAAGUGGAACCGGUUGGAGAAAAAGAAGGUUUCAUCGUAUCAGAGCAGUGCUAAAAUUUCUAGGACAGAACACCAGUACUGGCCUACAGGUGUAAGACAUUUACUUUGCCUCUCUUUAAGGAAAAGGAGCUCUAAGCUGCUGUAGCCUGAUAGAAAGAAGAUUUUGGAUAAGCUUUGUCCAAGAAGAAAAACUAAGAUACCAGAUUACCACUGCACAGUAGUUUUUGUUAGUGGACUGAGACACGAUGGUUCAUGCAGAACACUUGUCAGUGGACACCUAUGGUAUCAGAACUAUGGCACAAGUGCCAUGUUAUUGGCUUUAGGUAUGGGGAUGCACAGUAAUCGAAAGUAUAAUAAAGCUUUGGUGC